Messenger RNA from Stegastes partitus (bicolor damselfish), 3585 nucleotides. Its product is annotated as myosin light chain kinase, smooth muscle-like. The record is from RefSeq and is a predicted model, not a curated record. Gene Ontology annotation, biological process: protein phosphorylation. The coding region runs from base 637 to 3234 and encodes 865 amino acids. The transcript is spliced from 18 exons. Lineage: Eukaryota; Metazoa; Chordata; Actinopteri; Pomacentridae. Gene Ontology annotation, molecular function: ATP binding; protein kinase activity; protein binding.
GACACACCCAGCCAGCAGCGCUGCUCAGACCAACAGGUUUACAGGUGUCGUCUACAGGACGAGCUUAGUGUUGGUGGUCACUCGCUCUCACUCGUCCACUUUCAUCUGCAGAAACUCAAACCAGGUAAAAGCAAAAAGGAUUUUUGGAGUCACCUCAGAGGUUUGUCUGUCUGCUGAGAGCCAGACAGGAGCGUCGGUGCAAACAGAAAGCUGUCCUACUGGCUCUGCCUGAUUCCUGCCUCCACUCUGUCACAGGCUGCUGAGUGCUUCCAGGGAAUAAAGUGGCACAAAGAAGGUCACAGCCGGGAAGUGUGUUCUGAGAGGAGACACAGACUUCAUGGAGGUCAGCGGGCCGGCGGGGGCUGGACAUGUGUGUUUUUAAUUGUCCUUCCGAUAGCGCUGCCUGUUUCCUGUGUACCGAGGGGCAGAGAGAGGCUAGCCAUCGCAGAGGCAGUCUGAAAGCAGAGGCUCCUCCUGCCAGCAUCUCAGAGGAUGUGUGAAGACAGACAGGGCGAGUGUGCAACACACCAGUUUCACACCAGACCCAUAAACUGAGCGGCACAAACCACAACCAGGAGAAGAGGAAGAAGGCCCAACAGAUGAGUGGCUGUUUGAUGGUAUCAUCUCAACUCGAGGAUGGAGAAAGACAGUAGGAAACCAAAGACCUUUGUGUCCACCUUCCGCUUGGCCCUCAAGCCUCAAACCCAGCCUACCUCUGUGAAGAAGCAGAAAGAGAACGGACUGGACACAACGGACAGGACUUUGAUGGGAAACAGCAAACUGGGGAUCCCAUCUGCAGCAGAUUCCCGGCAGACAAAAGUUCAGAGUGUUGAAGCGCCGCGCUUCAAAGAGCCGCUCAGAGACUGUACAGUCUGUGGUGGAGGUGAUGCUACGCUGCAAGGUGUUAUCACCGGAAGUCAACCUCUGAGCGUUUCCUGGCUACACAAUGGUGAGAAGGUGCAUUCAAAUAAGACUUCAUUCAAAAACGGUGUUGCCAGCCUGACUCUGUCUGCGUGUUCACCUGUAAACGCUGGUACGUACACCUGCACAGCUGAGAAUGCUGCAGGUAAACAGUCGAGCAGCGCUGCACUACGUAUCACAGCAACAAAGGAAACCGUCAGAACAAACCGCCGUGAGCUGCACGGUGAGGUCACGUCUGGGGUUGCAUCACAUGAAAACACCAGAUUGUCCUCAGCUUCUAAAGGGGCAGAAGAAAAGGACAAAGUCUCCACAGACAUCAGAGACAGCAGCCUUCAGACAAAAGCCUCCACCAACAAAGGGCCUCCUGUGGAGUUUCUGGACCCACCAGAGCAGGUGGAGGUCCGAGUGGGCGAGCAGGCCCGACUACAGUGUGAGUUCAGGAGCAGCUCCGUCCCUGUGGCCUGCUGCUGGAUUUACAACAGAGACAAGGUGGUGGCAGGAGGGCCGCGGAUUUCAAUCUGCAGCACCAAGACGCAGAGCGGCGUUGAGAUCUCUCAGGCGGUUCCGGAGGAUACAGGCCUGUACACUGUGGUUGUACGAAACAGAACAGGUUCUGCUCAGCACACAGUUUCGCUCAGCGUCAUAGACCGGCCUGAUCCACCAGCAUCCCAUCCGGUUGUGUCCCAGCUGUCCACUCAGUCCCUGGUUCUGUCCUGGACUGGUCCCAGCUACGACGGUGGUACGGCUGUGUUGGGCUACAUUGUGGAGGUCAGUCAAGGCGGUUCAGACAACCCCAGCAGCUGGACUCAACUAAUAAACCGCUGUAAGAACACGUCCUUCCACGUCCGCUCGGGCCUGGAGCCUCUGGGGCAGUACCGCUUCCGAGUCAGAGCUUACAACUCGGCAGGGGUCAGUGAACCGAGCCAGGAGUCCGAGUUUGUCAAGAUGGCGACUGCAAAGGAGAAGAAAGAAGAACCAGAGUCAUACGUCACCAUGACCACAGACACCAAACAUAAAGUCAAGGAGCACUACAACGUGCACGAGAAGCUGGGCGUUGGAAAAUUUGGAGACGUGCACCGACUGACCCACAAAGAGACGGGCCAGGCUUACGCAGGGAAGUUCUACCGGGCCAGGUCCUCCAAGGAGAAGGCGACCGCUCGCAAAGAGAUCGAAAUAAUGAACAAGCUUCACCACCCGAAACUUGUGCAGUGUCUGGCUGCCUAUGACACCCGGUCGGAGCUGGUCAUGGUCAUGGAGUACAUCGAAGGCGGCGAGCUCUUUGAACGCAUCGUGGAUGACAACUUCGAGCACACGGAGCCCACCAGUGCCCGCUACAUGCAGCAGAUCCUGGAGGGCAUGCAGUACGUUCACAAGCAGAACAUCAUCCACUUGGACCUCAAACCGGAGAACAUCGUCUGUGUGGACACAACCGGGACACGGAUCAAGAUCAUCGACUUCGGCUUGGCGAGUGAACUGGAGGAGGGUAAACCUCUGAUGGUGCUGCACGGUACGCCCGAGUUUGUGGCCCCUGAGGUGAUCAACUAUGAGCCCGUGGGCCUGGAGACCGACAUGUGGAGCAUCGGAGUCAUCUGCUUCAUCCUGCUCAGUGGAGAAUCCCCCUUCCAGGGAAACAGUGAUGCUGAGACCUUUGCUCUUGUGACCGCUGCCCGCUACGAGUUCGACGAGGAGAGUUUUGAGGACAUCUCGGAUCAAGCUAAAGACUUUAUCAGCUCCCUGCUCAAGAAAGACCGGAGAGGCAGGUUGUCGUGCACCGAGGCCCUGGCUCACCCCUGGAUGGCCUCCUUCACCCCUCUGAGCCGCAGACCCACCAAGUCCCUCAACAAGGAGAAGAUGAGACGCUUUCUGGCCAAGCGCAAGUGGAAGAAAACUGGCAAGGCUGUUCUGGCCCUACAGCGAAUGGCUAACCUCUCCAACAGGCCAGACUCUCCUGGCAGCUCUUUAGAGGAGCCAGGCUGGAGCCAGGAGGCAGAGGAGGCCAUCCAGUCGCUGGAUAAGCAGCUUCAGAUCGAGCCUCGCUUCCAGCAGGCCCUGAAGGACGCCACCCUUCCCAAGGGAGCGACUGCUCAGCUAACGUGCCUUGUCAAUGGUUACCCACAGCCGGUGGUGAAGUGGCUUCAGGAUGAGAAGCUGAUGUCUGAGUCGUGCAGAGUGACAAUGCAGCAACAUGAAGACGGGCUCUGCUCUCUGGUUCUGGCUGAUCUGGAGCCUUCUGACUCCGGGGUUUAUGUGUGCAGAGCCAGCAACAAGCUGGGGGAAGCCAUGUGCUCUGCCAAGCUGAAAGUGGAGCUGUAAGGGAACGUGAAGCGUUUAGGCUUUCCCUCAUUAGAGUCACGGCACGUCAGCUCACGGAUGGACAGCUACUCACGUCAUGUCUAAGCAAAGAAAGGGCGUGUUGUCGUCAUCUAGCAUCAAGGGGGAUUAUGGGGUUUGGAGACACAUCACCUGUUAGCAGGGCACUCAUGAAGUUUGUAUUCCUGUAAUGCGGUUAGUAACUGAUGCACAACGUUCUGUACCGACACGAGGUGACGUCACGCCGCAGAGAUCAGACAGGUCACGUGAAAACUGUACAUGUUACAUAUUUAAAUAUUGUUCAAAUGUAAAUGUUUUAAGAGGUAAUAAAAUUAAAGGUUGAGUUUAAAAGAA